This is a messenger RNA of Ochotona curzoniae (black-lipped pika), 537 nucleotides long. It is a transcript of the gene TMEM196, whose product is annotated as transmembrane protein 196. The record is from RefSeq and is a predicted model, not a curated record. The coding region runs from base 1 to 537 and encodes 178 amino acids. Lineage: Eukaryota; Metazoa; Chordata; Mammalia; Lagomorpha; Ochotonidae. The transcript has 4 exons.
AUGUGCACCAGCGGCCAGAUUAUCGGGAGCCUCCUGGUGCUCUCUGUGCUGGAGAUAGGGCUGGGGGUGUCCAGCGUGGCCGUGGGGGCGGUCAGCUUCAGCCUGGCCCUCCGAGAGCACAAGCCGCAGCUUGGAGACUCGUCCCCGGUAUGGAGCGGGGUGUGUUUUCUUCUUUGUGGCAUAUGUGGAAUACUGUGCGCCAAAAAAAAGUCAGGACUGAUCAUGAUCCUCUUUUCAGCUUGCUGUAUCUGUGGACUCAUUGGGGGCAUCCUGAAUUUUCAGUUCCUCCGGGCGGUCACCAAGAAGACGUCUUCCCUGUACCCUCUGCACCUGGCCUCUAUGUCUCUGGCUUGCAUUGGGAUCGGAGGCUGCACCCUGUCUUCCUGGCUCACCUGCCGACUGGCGAGCUACGAGCAGAGAAGGAUGUUCUCGGAGAGGGAGCAUUCCCUGCAUCACUCGCACGAGAUGGCUGAGAAAGAAAUGACUGACAACGUGAGCAAUGGAGGACCACAGCUAAUAUUUAAUGGAAGAGUAUAA